AUGGCCUCUCAAGCAGCGACCGAGCCUCUGCUCCCGAAGACAUUCACCGAUGGUCUCCCGGUGCCGAAAAUGCUCGUCUUCGACCUCGACUACACGCUAUGGCCAUUCUGGAUCGAUACUCACGUCCAGCCUCCCAUCCGAGCGACCGUACCCGGCGGGUUCGAGAUCCGCGAUCGGAGCGGCCGCGACCUCGCCUUCUAUCCCGAGGUUCCGGGCAUCCUCCGCGCCCUACAGGACAAGAGCGUCGUGGUCGGCGCGGCGUCUCGGACGAGUGCGCCGACUUUGGCACGAAGGUUGCUCGGUCUCCUACAAAUCCCAGGACCGACGAGCGAGCGGGACGGAGCGGGCGAUGCAUCGUCUUUCUUCGACCACAUGGAAAUCUACCCGGGAAACAAGAUCGCGCAUUUCAAGCAGCUGCAGAAGAAAACCGGCUUGGCCUACGAGGAGAUGCUCUUCUUCGACGACGAGAGCCGCAACAAGAACGUGGAGGAGUUGGGCGUCGUCAUGUACCUCGUGCAGGCCGGCGUGUCGCGGAGCGAAAUCGAUGCGGGCAUCCUCAGCUGGAGGAGGAGAAAUGGCCGUACGAAGAGGGAGGGCUAG
Messenger RNA from Dissoconium aciculare CBS 342.82, 600 nucleotides. RefSeq names its product magnesium-dependent phosphatase-1. The coding region runs from base 1 to 600 and encodes 199 amino acids. NCBI's taxonomy places the organism in Eukaryota, Fungi, Ascomycota, Dothideomycetes, Mycosphaerellales, Dissoconiaceae. Gene Ontology annotation, molecular function: acid phosphatase activity. The record is from RefSeq and is a predicted model, not a curated record. The transcript is spliced from 2 exons.